This is a messenger RNA of Aspergillus alliaceus, 1745 nucleotides long. RefSeq names its product mRNA splicing protein SLU7 (gene slu7). The transcript has a single exon. Lineage: Eukaryota; Fungi; Ascomycota; Eurotiomycetes; Eurotiales; Aspergillaceae. Gene Ontology annotation, molecular function: pre-mRNA 3'-splice site binding. The record is from RefSeq and is a predicted model, not a curated record. Gene Ontology annotation, biological process: mRNA splicing, via spliceosome. The coding region runs from base 114 to 1535 and encodes 473 amino acids. Gene Ontology annotation, cellular component: spliceosomal complex.
CGGCAAACUGCUGGCCGCCAAACAGAUUUUCCCUCGUUCCACGGUGUCAAUCACAGUACGGAGAGGUUGCCAGUACUUUGAUCUAUUACACCAUUGAAAUACAUAUUAUCACCAUGUCGUCGUCGCGAAAGCCCGCCGAUGUGGCGUCCAAGGAACGCAAUGAAUAUAUCCCGGCCUUCAUCUCAAAGAAGCCGUUCUAUAUAGACGACGAUACCACAAAUGACUACCUGGAGCAUCAGCGUCUACACAAACAGACUACAGACCAGUCAAAAUGGUACGAGCGCGGAAAGCGUGCUGGUCCAGCGGCGACCAAGUAUCGGAAGGGAGCGUGUGAGAAUUGCGGUGCUAUGACCCACAAAACGAAGGAAUGCCUUAGCCGGCCUCGGAAGCAGGGUGCCAAAUGGACUGGUAAAGAUAUUCAGGCCGACGAAGUGGUGCAGAAAGUUGAUAUGGGAUGGGAUGCCAAAAGAGAUCGAUGGAAUGGCUACGAUGCUAGCGAAUACUCCCAGGUUGUAGAGGAGUACGAGGAGCUAGAAAGGCUAAAACGGGUCACUGGGCAAAAGAAGAUUACCGAUGGUGAAGAUGAGGAAGACGGUGCGGAAGAAGAGGCACGGUAUGCUGAAGAAUCCGAUAUGGGCAGACAACAAAGCACAGCCACUCGCAACCUACGUAUUCGAGAAGACACCGCGAAAUAUUUGUUGAACCUCGACCUUGACUCUGCCAAGUAUGAUCCCAAGACACGUCGGAUGGUUGAUAUGGGCGCUCAGGAAGAUCAGGCCGCAGCGCUAGUUGCAGAGGAAAAUUUUGUUCGCGCUUCUGGUGACGCAGCAGAGUUUGAGAAGGCGCAAAAAUAUGCUUGGGAAGCCCAAGAAAGCGGUCGACAGAAGAUUCAUCUGCAGGCAAACCCAACAUCUGGGGAGAUAUUACGGAAGAGAGAGCAAGCAGAGAGCGAAGCUAAGCGUCAGUCCCAGCGCAAAGCACUUUUGGACAAAUACGGUGGUGAAGAGCACCUGGCCUCGACACCGCUACGAGAUACAAUGGUCGUUGAAAACGAAAGAUUCGUUGAAUAUGACGAGACCGGAGCCAUCAAGGGCGCGCCCAAGAAGGCCGCAAAAUCGAAGUACCCAGAGGACAUCCUCACCAACAAUCACACAUCAGUAUGGGGCAGCUGGUGGCACAAUUUUGAAUGGGGAUAUGCUUGCUGUUUCUCCACGGUGAAGAACAGUUACUGCACCGGCGAAGAUGGCAAGAAGGCGUUCGAAGAGGCAGAUAAGAUGCUGUUGCUCCGGGAAGCCGAGGACGCCGCUGAAAAACAACCUGAAUCUGAAACCGAAGAGUCAGUAGAACGUCAGGAUCAAGGACAGGGAAAUGAUGGUCACCGAAGAGAAGGAUCAGGUGCUCAGUCGAAAAAGAGAACAUUGAUGGAGGUACAAUCUGGUAUCUCGGAGGAAGAGCUGGAGUCGUAUAAACGGAGCCGUCUCGCCGCGGAUGAUCCCAUGGCUAAGUUCAUAGGGGAUGAUGUCAUUGAUCAGUAGCCUAUGUUUUUUGAUUUCCUACCUUUCUCAACUUUCUACUUGGUCAUAUGCAGCAGUUCAAUGCCGGGCGCCGGGCGCUUUCGAUGAAAUACCCUGUAAAGAGUGUAUAAUAGGAUACAUUUCUUCUUUUGUGGCCAUUAAUUAGUAUUAUAUGAAUCAUGAAAAUAUACAAAGAAAGAAAAAAGGAGAAGGACGAGAUAUGUGAUGAAG